CUCCGCUUCACCAUUUCACCGGUGUCCACCACCACCACAUCCGAAGUCCGUCUUCAAAAUUUUCCGUCACUAUCUAUGCCCGCCUGAAAUACCCCCACGUGAUUUUCAUUUCCUUUUUUUCUUUGUCUUCUCCAUAUUUACCAUUUCAGUCCCCCACCAAACACUUCCUUCUUCACGCCCCCAAACGGUUUUCUGCAAUCUUCAAUCCUUAUUUGUCAUUUUUCUCGAUCAGUAAUAAGUCCUACUUUUGUUCUCAUCACAACAAUUUCUAAUUCUCUAUUCCGCUAUUUUACUUGUGGGUUUAAAACAUACCCGAAAAAUUUUCAUGGCUUGGACUUAUGCCGUUGGUCAUUUGCCGUCGUUGUCCUCAGCUCCGUUACCUUUGAAAUUGCAGAGCCAGCGGCUGCUCCAAAUUAAUUCAUCUGGGUUUCUAUUUUUGGGAUCCCAGAGGGAGUUUAAGCUUCCCAAACAGCUACAUGGUCUGCGAGUUUCCUGUCUCAGUGACCCCAAAGCUGUGGUGGUCACUGGUAAGUCAUGGGACAAAAUGGUUCUGAACAGCGACACACCAGUACUCGUGGAGUUCUAUGCCAGUUGGUGUGGACCAUGCAGGAUGGUUCACCGGGUAAUAGAUGAGAUAGCCACAGAUUAUGCUGGAAAGUUGAAUUGCUUCGUGCUGAAUGCUGAUGAGGAUGUGGGAAUUGCAGAGGACUAUGACGUAAAGGCUGUACCAGUAGUUUUGUUGUUUAAAAAUGGCAAGAAACGUGAAUCCGUCAUCGGCACCAUGCCUAAGGAGUUUUAUGUUGCUGCCAUUGAAAGGGUCAUAUCUUCAUAGAGUCAUCGUUAUUGAUGGUGCAAUCAUUUAUCAUCCAGGAGGACCAGGAGUAGUGUUCAAAUUUAGGUGUAGCAUUAGUAGUCAUCCCAGAUAUUUUCUUCGAUAACUUGGCUUUUGUUGAAUGGUCUCAAAUCAGCAUCCAGAAUCCAGAUGCAUGCUGUUCAGAUACAUACAGUAUUGUUCAUCUUUUGUACAGACUUGAGAAAUUGUUCAGUAUUUAGUACAUGAUUUCUUGAUGUCAGAUUUCAAAUGAAAAGAAGUCUACAAAAUAUGGUGGUGCUCUUAGAUUGGAAAGGUUUGUUUUUGAGAAUGUGCAUUGUAUGCUCUCUAAAUUUCC
Messenger RNA from Oldenlandia corymbosa var. corymbosa, 1169 nucleotides. The record is from the annotation of a GenBank genome assembly. Lineage: Eukaryota; Viridiplantae; Streptophyta; Magnoliopsida; Gentianales; Rubiaceae.